CUGCGACUGUUUACGUUAAAGAUCCCAUCGAUCGUCUUCUCCAAAAUUUCUCCACAAACCCUAGCAUAAACGGCCAGGGAAAAGAGAAAUUUGAAUAAAUUAAGAGAAGGUAUCAAGUGAUUCUUUCUCUUUGGAGGUUUUCGAUCCGAAUCAAGCUCAGGGUUUUAUCUCUGGAUUAAUUCGAAAUGGCGGAAGCUGUUGAACAGCCCGUUUCUGCUCAAAUGGUUGGGAAUGCUUUUGUUCAGCAGUAUUACCAAAUACUCCAUCAAUCGCCGGCGCUUGUUCAUCGAUUUUAUCAAAAUAUUAGCCAACUUGGUCGUCCUGCUGACGAUGGAACCAUGACCGUUACUACCAAUAUGGAGGCUAUUAAUGAGAAGAUAUUGUCAUUAAACUAUAAUGAAAUCAGACCCGAGAUUAAGACUGUGGAUGCACAAGAAUCUUAUAAUGGCGGUGUUCAUGUCCUUGUAACGGGUUGUCAUGAGGGGAAUGACAACUUGAUUCGGAAUUUUACUCAAAGCUUUUUCCUUGCACCGCAAGAGAAAGGCUACUUUGUUUUCAGUGACAUGUUCCGUUACAUAUUGGAUGUAAAUCAUGUUACUGAAAUCAAUGUGUCUUCAAAUAAUGAGGAGGCUACAUUAACUCCAAGUGAAGAUUCUUCUCCUGUAGAGAAUGGAGAAAUUGAAGUUCCAAUAAACGAUGACAAGGAGAUUUCCAUUGACGCUGCUGAUAAUAGAGAAGUAGUGGUUGUUGAGGAGGAGGCUGUCCCAGUUUCUGAAGUUGUGGAUGAAGUGCCAGAUGAGUCUCGGGAGAAGGUUGAACCUGACACCAAAGUUGAAGAUGUCCCAAAGAAGUCGUAUGCUUCCAUUGUCAGGAUCAUGAAGGAAAGUAAAGCACCUAUUACAUCUCCUCCUCCUGCUGCUCCUCGUCGAAACUCACAUAGGAUCCAAGAAAAGCAUGUGAACCAUGUACAAGCAUCAGUUCCAGCAACUGAAGUUCCCUUAUCUGGACCAGAUGCUACUGAAGAUGGGAAUAACCAAGAGGCCGAAGGUGAUAGUUGCUCAAUCUAUAUAAAGGGACUCCCUUUUAAUGCGACCCCUGCCCUUCUCGAAGAAGAAUUCAAGAGAUUUGGAACAAUUAGAAGUGGUGGUAUUCAAGUUAGAAGUAACAAAGUGGGAUUUUGUUUUGGCUUUGUGGAAUUUGAGGUUUCAAAUGCUGUUGUAAAAGCACUUGAGGCUUCCCCGAUAAUGAUUGGUGGACGUCAGACUUUUGUUGAGGAAAAGCGAUCUCCAUAUAAUUCCCGUUUGAAUAACAACAGGGUAGGUCGAUUUCAAGGAGGUAGAGGUGGAGGUGGAGGGUCUGGAUUUAAGAACGAGGGACCAAGAGGAGGAGCUGGUGGCGGCAGAGGAGGUUAUUUCAAUGGGAGAAGUGAUUUUGUGAAUAAGGGAGGAAAUGGAAAUCGCGGGGGAGGUUUUUCAAACCGGGGUGGUAGUGGUGGACCAGCAGCAGCAGCUAGAGCCACCACACCACGCAUUUCUGCAACAGCUUGAAAGGAAAUAGAGGUGGUUAGGGUUUUAGGGUCAAGUUUGAUUUUUUAGUGAGAAUUUAAAUGGUGUAGUUAGUUAGGAGGCAUUUUCACGAGUUUUUUGAGUUUUUUUUCCUUGCAAUUUAUUUUGAUUAUAUAGACAAAACAAGUCUCAUUCAUUAGUUUAUACUGAAAACUCAUUCAUAAUUAUGUGACUUUU
Impatiens glandulifera is the source of this 1742-nucleotide messenger RNA. RefSeq names its product nuclear transport factor 2-like. The record is from RefSeq and is a predicted model, not a curated record. The transcript is spliced from 10 exons. Gene Ontology annotation, molecular function: mRNA binding. Gene Ontology annotation, cellular component: cytosol; ribonucleoprotein complex. Lineage: Eukaryota; Viridiplantae; Streptophyta; Magnoliopsida; Ericales; Balsaminaceae. The coding region runs from base 186 to 1547 and encodes 453 amino acids.